Messenger RNA from Caenorhabditis elegans, 5568 nucleotides. It is a transcript of the gene hgap-2, whose product is annotated as Rap-GAP domain-containing protein. Gene Ontology annotation, biological process: regulation of small GTPase mediated signal transduction. Lineage: Eukaryota; Metazoa; Nematoda; Chromadorea; Rhabditida; Rhabditidae. The transcript is spliced from 24 exons. The coding region runs from base 2055 to 5351 and encodes 1098 amino acids. The record is from RefSeq and is marked reviewed. Gene Ontology annotation, molecular function: GTPase activator activity.
AGGUCCGUUUAUGCGGCGACAUGUACGAGCAAUGGCCGACACUCGAGUUUUCGGACCUCAACUCGAGUAUUCUUGACUUGUUUACCAAAGCCACAUCUCAAUCUGUUGCUUCUUCAUUAUUAUAUGAACUCACUCGGUCGGAUGCUGAUGAGAAUGGAGGAUCGAUUCGAUUGAAUAAUGAAGAACAUUUAAAAUGGUGUAUGCAAGUAUUAAAUCAUUCAUUGACACUUUCAUUUGCAACAAGUAGAGAAUAUGAAACUCUUAAAGGAGCUGUACGAAUCUACCUUCAUUGGCUCCGCGCCCUCUGUGAUACUCCAGACAAUAACAUUCCAACUCCAUUACUCGCAACACCGGAAAAAUAUUUCCGUAAUAUAAUUGACGCUCUUCGUUGGAUUUUCUGUAGACGUGAAGAUGAUUUUGAUACUACAGUUGGUGGACAAGUGCCACGUGGUUUGGCAAUCGAACGGCAAUCCAUUGAAAUUGAUAUGGUAUUGGAUAGCUUAAAGUAUCUGACAAGGAACUCCAGUCGAAAAUAUCAAGAUGAAGUCUGGGCGAGAUCCAUCAGUUUUUUGUUGAAUAGUUCAGAUAUUUUACUUUCGGAACCCAAUGCUACAGAAGAAAUGGGCACAAGAACAUGCGUUCGAGUUGCUGAUACAUUAUUUGAUAUGUGGUUAAAUGCAGUUCUUAAUGAACAUAUUCCAUCUCUCACAUAUUGGAGUUCUCUGGCUACACUUGCAAGACGAUGGAGACAUAAUGUUCCUAUAAUUGAAUGCUGGGCGAAAAAAAUCCUGGGAUUGUCAACGUUAGUAUGCCGUAAAAUGUAUGGAGAUGAUUUUUUGAAAAUUGAUAUCGUUGAUGAGAGCGUUUUGCCGUUCGAGAAUGUCCCAAUGACUGCAGAAGAAGAUGAAAAUGAAGUACAUUUGCUGUACCGUACCUGGUUCAAUAUGCUGUGUUUAUUUGAUUCACCUGCUAAAAUUUUAAAUCAUGAUGCCACCAGGAAUUUGUGCUUGAAUGGAAAUUCACCCCGGCGUACAACUUCAAGUAUUUCAAUGUCAAAUUUCGAAUUGGCAAGUUCUUCGGCUGCUCAAGGAGUUUCAUUCUUUUUGGCGGCAGUCACUUUACAAAGAAUGGUUGAUUUGUUUUAUGGAGAUUCAAGAGUCAAAAUUGAUCUUCGAAAUUAUCCGGUACCAGAUGGAAAAACAGCACCAAACACGAGAACUGCAUCUGUAUUAACGGAUAAUCACAGCCAUCAUACAAAUCGUACCUCAUCUACAACCGGAGAUUCUAGUCGAUACGUAUCACUGGGUGGAGCUGUUGGCCAAAUAAUAGUUGAUGAUCAUCAAGUUUCAAUGUCUUCUGGAUCAACUGCUUCUGGUAAAACUUCGACGGCAACUGGAACAUCAUCAACUCACACUAUUUCAAGUGAAAUUCGAAGAGAUCAACGAAUUAUGUCAGUUAACGAUCGAAGCCGUGAUCCAUCACAUCGUACCGUAUCUGUAACAGAUUCGGUUAAUAUUUCCAAUCAGAGCAGAUAUUCUGAGCAGACUUCCUCAACUUUGACUUAUAAAUCCGCGCCGAUUCCGGAAACGGCAAAUGAGAAUGGUCACGGAGAGAGUAUCAGUCAACUUGUCUCAAAUUCAACGGUCUCUGCUCCGGUUGGUGGUGCUGGAAACGAUUUGACACUUAAAGCUGGUGUGCACCCGAGUGAAAUGAAAAUUGGCCGUUCAUCUGGUGUUAUUGGGUCAGCCCAACACAACAAUUUCUACGCGGACACUACCUCACCCUACAGAUCAGCUCAACGAUUUGUCACAAAUUUCUUGACAGCCAAUCAAGCCACCAUGCCAUACGUCGGAGGAAAACGACCCAAAACUGAUAGAAUGUUGAAUUUGGUCGGAGACUGGCUGUUUGCAAUUGUAAACUCGCCGACAAACAGUCCAAGAGUGACAGGAAACGAUCAUUCAGGACAUCACAAGAAGAAUAAUGAUGGAGUUUCUGAUGAUGUGAUAUCCGGUCUUUCACUGCAUUCAGUUGAUUUGGACGACAUUCCAGACGCAAUGAGCCCAAUGAUGGGUCGAUCUGAUAGCAAUGCAGUACUUUCAGGUGGACACAAUGCUGUUGGAAGAAGGAAAAGUGUUGGAAGCUCAUGUUCCUCUGUAGCCGGCGAAUCUGAUGUAAUGAGUUCAACGUCAACGGCCGGUGGACAUUCACAGAAACAUCCAGAAGACUAUCAACAAGUUGAUGGAGUAACUGCUGGAAGAGCAGCUGCACUUGCAUCUCUCAUCAGAAUAAUAACUUCAAAAUCAUCAAAUGAGAAGAUCCCAAAUUCGCAGCUCUCGAAUUUCUAUGCAACGGUGUUUCAAUGUUUGGUUGAAAAGGAAAGAGUCAUGUUAUGCACACUUUUUUAUUAUGGAAGGAAUCUAUUUCGAUUAGGACUUCCCGGAAUUGAGAGUCUACUUCCACAUUUUCUAUUUGCAUUAGAUAUUGUGAUGAUUGAGAGUUCCAAACUUCGAUUGCAUCCUUCAAUUUCUGAAGUUGAAGUGAGAAGAGCAUGUCUAAGAGCAUUAUCUUCUGUAAUUUGUUGGCCAACGACUUUCGGAAUGAGCAAGAUUCCUCAAAUUGCCGAAGCCGCAAACCUGAAAUCAAAUGCAGCAACAUACCUACACCUACGAUCUCGAAUCUUCAAAACUCUGAUGUUCAGUGUCAGAAACGAAACCGACCCCACCAAUCUUCAUAUUGCUUUAUCCCUGUGUGCGGUGCUUGUUGAAGAAUCAUGCCAAUUUGAUUUAGGAUUAAACGAAGAACAAACUAAAGAGAUGAUCAGAAUAUCCACAACUGCAUCUAGUUCUGGACAACCAGAGAAAGGACUUUGCGCAUCCAUUGUACGAGGAGUUUUGUCUGCAAUUUGUGAUAAAUUCGGAAGAAUUGAAACAAUUGAUCAUUCGACGGCUCUUGCGAUUAUAGACGUGUUGAAUUGUAUCUCACAUGUUCAUCAUACAGUUUUGUUCAAUAACAUGGAUGUGUCAACUGGUACACUUGUCAUCGCGUCGUUAUGUAGAUUCAUAGAGCAACAACUUAAUAAGCCACCUCCCAUGCAUUCAAAAGAUCUACAUUCUACAGUAGUAGCUGCUUAUAAUGCCGUUGCUGUUUGGCUAACUGCUUCUCCCCUCCUUGCUGAAUGUGUUGGCGUUCUUGGAACAGUAUGUGAUGUCAUACAACUUGGAGUCACUGGUAGCAAAACGAGUCCUGAUCUUCAAAAAUCCCGUGGUGAGACUGUCAAACCAAAAGCCGCUAGUCAACGAGUCCUCGAAGCUGCCGAAGCACUGAUGUAUACACUGUUUUGCGUUGUUGGAAGAAAACCAGGACCUCUUCGAGACGAGAAACGAUUAGUGCACAAAUACGGACCAAAUCGAAUCAAUACAUCAAAAUUUCUACAUGUUUUAGUCAAUGGAGAUACUUUAUUAUCAUUACAUGAAGCAUCACAUAUUGAUGAUAUUCCAUCAGACAGUGCAUCUGUAGUUUAUGUACGAAGAUCACCAAUGCAAGGAGCUAAUACAGGAAUUGCACGAUUGCGACCUAAACCGGAGAACUAUCAUCCAGAAGUUGGAAUUCCUCCAAUGACACCAAUGUCAGCUGCUUCGACGACUGAAGGUUUUGAAGUGAAUUCUACUUCUACUACCCUUUGUGAUUCGUCUUCGAAGUUAUCUGUAUCUUCUACAACAUCAGCCCCGGCAUCACAAAAUUCCGUGACAGAAAAAUUGUCGAUCGCCUCGAAAGUAACCACUCGCACUGCUCCUGCAGCACUUAUUGCGGUUCCGUCUUCAUCAAUUGUAACAACUGGUUCAAUUUUAACUGGUGUUGUCAUCAAUUCCACAUCCACUCCCACAUUUUAUGAAGAAUCUGACGAAGAUCGGAUGGGAUAUGAAUCCGAUGGGCCAAAUACACCAAAAGUGCAAAAAUCAAUCGGAGAACAAUUCGUGAUUCCACCAGAGUUCUAUAAAAAUUCGUGUAAACUUGAUAAUGCAUUCCGUAAUCUUGAAUCAACUACUGAAACAGAAGCAAUUGCUGAAGAAAUGAAACAACAGAAUUCACAAAACGGUCGAUCAUUUUUCGAUGAAUCAAGAAGAAAUAAUGUUUUCGAAAGAAUGCGUCCAGAAGAACGGAUUGUUGCUCCAUCAAAACCAUUGGAUACUUGUAGUUCAAUUCGAAUGAUGCUUUAUGAUUUUGGUCUAAUUAAUGAAAGGAUAUUCGGAUCCGAAAUUGUAUUAUUGGAUAGUUCAAUGAGUGAAAAAUUCUACCGAGAUCUCCAUGAAACAGUUGAUUGUGCACCUGCUCGAACUCAGCUCACUGCUCACAUUUUCUAUGUGAAAGAAGGUCAACGAAUAGCUGUGGAUAUACUCGAAAAUGCUCUGAAUGUACAAAACUCGUGUUCUGAUUUCUGCAUGUUCCUGGCUAAUCUUGGAGAGGGCAUUGAAAUCGGAGUACAUGAUACGUGGACGGGGCACUGGUCGACAGCAUAUUCCACAGAGAGAAAAUUACAAGAGGAAGCAGAUGGUGUAGAUCAUUACAUAGUCGAUGGAAUUCAACACGCAUUAUGGUGGUGUGAUGAACAAGGAAGCAAUUCAGAACUUGCAUUCCUAAUGCCAACAGAACGAAGUGUUCGAAUGUUCAAACAAAAUAUCACAUCUCCAGCGAGCAGUUCUCGGCGAGGAUCCAAUAAUAAUCGAUCAAUAGUCUCUGAUGAUAAAUCAUUUGACAGUACCCACACGGACAACGGGAUGAUGCUAAAUGCUCGAAGGCUCGGGGAAAAGAGUCCAUCGAAUUUAAGUGAUCGAGAUUUUCGUCCAUAUGCAGGUGGUGGGUCUAGUAUGGGGCACGGAUCGGUUGGAAGAAGAACUGGAGCACUUAAGAUCAUGCUGGUAUGGCUCGAGAGGCCGGAGGACAUGACUAGUUUCCCGAUUUAUGAACUAAUCGGAACUUGCGAUGAUGGAACCGAUUUGCUGAAUGGCGGAGCUCAAAAGCCAGAAAUUGGUGGAGCAACCAACAGUCAAGUUGCCCAUCACAUAAUUUUCAUCCAUUUGGUAGAACCUGGAAUUGUUCAAAUCAGGACACGUGGCACUGUAAAUAGAUUCGGAGAGGCAGGACCACUUGUUGACGGAGUCGUUGUUUCAUUGGCAAACCUUCCAUCUUUCAUCAGAAAUACAAUAUUGAAUACAUCACGACGAGAUGUGGCAGAAAUUGAAAACUACACCUUCCCCCACACACGUCGAAAACAGGCUAUCGUCGAAUUCGCCAAAAAAUACGCGGCAAAAACGAGUUACGAGGAGUUUUUAGUAAAUGUGAUACAAAAUUAAAUGCAACGCAACUGAUCCUUAUGUUCCUGUGAUAUCUUUUUUUUCUCCCAAAAUGUACAUAUUUCAACGGGCCAGUUAGCUUUUUUAUAUCAUUGUUUUCCUCGGAGCAAUUGGUACUUCAUUGCAAAUUGUUUUCCAUUUCCCUACUGCUUGGGUAUUUUUAUUUUUUGUGAAUUGUUUAUACCAUAUUGUUAUUUUAAUAAAAAAUAAGUUCAUU